This is a messenger RNA of Colias croceus (clouded yellow), 1185 nucleotides long. RefSeq names its product odorant receptor 13a-like. Gene Ontology annotation, cellular component: plasma membrane. The transcript has 5 exons. The coding region runs from base 1 to 1185 and encodes 394 amino acids. Lineage: Eukaryota; Metazoa; Arthropoda; Insecta; Lepidoptera; Pieridae. The record is from RefSeq and is a predicted model, not a curated record. Gene Ontology annotation, biological process: detection of chemical stimulus involved in sensory perception of smell; sensory perception of smell. Gene Ontology annotation, molecular function: odorant binding; olfactory receptor activity.
AUGUCAACGCUAAAAUUUAAUCGGGAAUAUAAAAUUGCAAAUAUUGCACUGAAAAUCGGCCGAUCUAGUCCCUAUGCUACUUAUGAUAUUUGGCAUAAAAUUAAUACUUUCGUUUAUGUUUUCGUCAGCUGUUUUUGUUUUGUAUUCCUUACUUAUUCAAUCAUUUUUCACGAUAUACCCAAGCAAAAUUACAGUGAAGCUACUAAAAAUGUAUUAAUGAGUAUCAUCGCAACUAUAAUAGUGUUUAAGUUAAUAAUUCUCUAUCACCACCGUCUCUCUGUUAUAAGAUUGAUACAAAUAAUGGACGAAGAUUAUGAAGCGGCGCAGCAUUUCCCGGAAGAGGAUAAAUUCGUUAUACUUAAAUAUUCUCAAAAGGGGAAAAGUAUCUGCGUAAUUUGGUGUUUUAUAGCUGGAUACACGGCUUUAGUAUUUCCCUCUAAAGCUAUGUAUUCUAUGGCAUGUUCAUAUAUCAACGGAGAGUUUACAUUGGUUCCGAUGUUUGAUAUGACUUAUCCUCAGUUUAUUAACGAUCAUAAGUAUGAGCCGUUUGUCUAUUGCCUCUUGUUUCUUGUUACAUCGUUAUUUGCUUUAUUUGCGAGCUCGAUGUACAUUGGCUUUGAUCCCUUGGCGCCUAUUUUCGUAUUACACACUUGCGGUCAGCUUCACCUGCUUAGUCGAAGGAUAUUGAAAAUUUUUGAUGAAAAUUGUCAUCCAAGUGACGUGAAGAAAAAUUUAAAGAACAUUAACAUUAAAUUGGCUUCUAUAUACAGUUUUGUUAAGGAAGUGCAGGAUGUAUUUACUGUAAUGUUUGAGUACAAUUUGAAAAUAACUACUAUUUUAAUCCCCAUGGCUGCUUUUCAAAUAUUUGAGUCAUUACGACGUUAUGAAUUUAAUGCGGAAUUCACUGUGUUUUUCUUUGGAACUCUCUGUCAUUUUUACUUUCCCUGUUAUUACAGUGAUCAAUUGAUGGAAACGAGUGAAAUGAUGCGACAAGCAAUUUACUCAUGUGGUUGGGAAAACAAUACUAGUAUAGAAAAUAAAAAAAUUAUAUUAUUUAUGCUGACAAGGACAACAAUACCGCUGGUUAUCCGCACUAUAUUCUAUCCAAUUUGUCUUGACACGUUUGCAGAGAUGUGUCGUCAAUCCUUUGCAAUUUAUAAUAUUAUGAAUGCGGCAUGGGUUUAG